Alternaria rosae is the source of this 1305-nucleotide messenger RNA. RefSeq names its product ubiquitin-conjugating enzyme E2 S. The record is from RefSeq and is a predicted model, not a curated record. Bases 1 to 1305 code for a protein of 434 amino acids. NCBI's taxonomy places the organism in Eukaryota, Fungi, Ascomycota, Dothideomycetes, Pleosporales, Pleosporaceae. Gene Ontology annotation, biological process: protein polyubiquitination; ubiquitin-dependent protein catabolic process. Gene Ontology annotation, cellular component: nucleus. Gene Ontology annotation, molecular function: ubiquitin conjugating enzyme activity. The transcript has 2 exons.
AUGAACUCAAAGUCCCUCCGCCGCCUCGCCGCAGACCACGGCUCCCUCCACACCGCCGGCCUCCCCCCAAACUACCUCUUCCCACCCGAAUCCGACAGCACUUCAGACCUAACCUCCCUCGACAUCCUGCUCGCCGGCCCCGUCGGCACACCCUAUUCCGGCGGCGUAUGGCGCCUCCACCUCGACAUCCCACCCACAUACCCCACCGCACCGCCCACAGCGCAGUUCCGCACGCGGUUAUGGCACCCCAAUAUCGAUGAGGCGACGGGUGCUGUGUGUGUGGAAACGCUCAAGCGGGAUUGGAGUAGCACGCUCAAGUUGAGGGAUGUGCUUGUGACGAUAAGUUGUUUGUUGAUUCAGCCCAAUCCGGCGAGUGCGCUGAAUGAAGCCGCGGGCAAAUUGGCGACGGAGGACUGGGAGGGGUAUUGUAGGAGGGCGAGGCUUAUGACGGGGAUUCAUGCUGCGAUACCAAGCAACAUCGAGCAAGACGUGAGGGAGGCGCAGAUGCGAGGCGAGGAUAAGACUACAAUAGAGACGGAUCAACCCAUCCCGAAACCACACUCAAAAGGCAAAGAGAAGGAACGUGUUAAAGUCACGCCAGCGGGACCGAAACUCCAACGCCAGAAAAGCGAAGACGAAGAGAAUAGGAGGAGGAGAGGCGCGACACAAGAUGGCGAUAGUGAUACUGAGGGCGACUGGAUACCUGGUCCAGGUGGGAGGACGAGAAGAAGCGCGGUGCCGGCGUCUCGACGACAGAAUAAUAUCUUCGGUAUAAAGGGCUUGGACGAUGGCAUGCAGAUUGAUUCACCACCGAAACGUAUUUUUGCUGUGCCUGGUGCGCAUACGCCGUAUAGCACGUCGCCUGCUUCCACAUCGAAGGAGAAGGAGAAAGAGAAUGGAGAUGACACAGACCCAUUUACUACCGUCACGUCGAAACGGAAUACACAUCCUGAAUCUGCUACUGGAAUCGGUGGGACGGUAGCAGCGGAAAUGGAAACAGAAACGCCCGACCUCCUCAAAUUCUCAACACAAAACCCCUUCGCUGCUAUACAACCUAAUAACCAAACACACCCACUCUUCAAAGAGUUCUCGUACAGCUGGGAAGACGCCAUGGUUAUUCAUGACGCCGGUGUGAAAGCAGAUACUAGGGGUAAGGGGAAGGCAGAUGUGCGCAAGAGACACGCAACAGAAGAGUUUGAGAAGAAGGAACGAUGGGAGAUGAAGAGGUUCAAGAGGGCGGGGGGUGAUUUGAAGAGGUUUAAUCGGGGGGAUUUUGGGGCGAGGACGGGGGUGGGAAGGCUGUGA